AUGAACCAUUCGGGAAGUGGAAAACGUCAGGCGAAGGUUUUGGAAGAAAACUAUUGGGACUGCAGUGUUUGCACAUAUAGAAAUACCGCAGAAGCAUUUAAGUGCCUCAUGUGUGACGUCCGCAAAGGAACUUCGACGCGGAAACCCCGUAUUAAUCCCCAACUUGUGGCACAACAGGUUGCACAGCAACAAUAUGUACCACUUUUAAAACCUGGAAAAAAGGAAGGCGGAAGUGGGGGUAGUACAACUAGUAGUGGUAAAGAAAAAGACCGUAAAUUGGACAAACCAAGGCGUAAAAAUAGGCAUCCACCUCGUCUUAAAAAUAUAGAUCGUAGUACUGCUCAGACCAAUGAAGUGACAGUGAACAAUGUUACUGUCGUUAUUACAGAAUAUAAGCCCAAAGUGAAAAAAAGUUCAGAUCAAUCUGGUUUAUCUAGCAGUGCUUCUUCUGAAAAUGGAAGUCAGCAUGAUUCUAAUCAAGAUUCUAGAAGUCUUGAUAUAGGAACAGAUGCUUAG
Heterotrigona itama is the source of this 516-nucleotide messenger RNA. Lineage: Eukaryota; Metazoa; Arthropoda; Insecta; Hymenoptera; Apidae. The record is from the annotation of a GenBank genome assembly.